AACAAAUUGUCAAAUGGCUCCAGACCGCAGAUCCUGCGCUCAUCAGUGACGCUCUGGAUCUCAUGGUGACAGGUGGGAUUGUCAAAAAAUUCGCAGAAUUAUUUCGAUCCUCCAAUCCCAAUUUGGAAAGUCUCGCUGGAAUAAUCUUUGGCUUCCUGGCUAGCGGAGAUACCCGUCACGCCACUAUUGCCUUCAAUUCUGGGAUACUACCCGCAUGCAUCGAGCGCUUGUCCGCGCCGGAACUGGAGCCGCGAAUAAAGAGUGCAUGGAUCCUUGGCAAUCUCGCAGCGGAUGACGUCGAAUGUGCCGAGAGCCUCUUGGAGAAAGGUGUAUUGGAAAUCAUGAUUAUGAAAAUACGAGAACUCCUCUGUAUCAUUAUUGUUUCGGAUGAAGAAGACACCGUCUUAGAAGAGUCGUGUUAUGGCCUAGCCGCGAUCCUACAACUAAAUCCUACUUAUGGCUCUGCAUUUUCCAACGAGAGGAUAUGCGGAAGACUUGUUCGAUUACUGCAAUGGGGCUCAAAUAUUCAAGUACAGAAGGCUUCACUGCAACUUGUUGGGGCGAUCACCGCCCGGGCCGAAGAAUACACCGGGCAAUUGAUUAGGCUCGGCCUUCUUCCUGCUCUUGGGGAUUUGUUAGAGCAUCCUCUGGGGGAAGAUACAUGUUGGGUUAUCUCCAACAUCGUUGCGGACAAUGUCGAUCACCUCAAUGCAAUAUCCCGAGAUCCUCGAAUUUUGCCUACUGUUAUUCGCCUUCUCAAG
This is a messenger RNA of Acaulospora colombiana, 761 nucleotides long. Lineage: Eukaryota; Fungi; Glomeromycota; Glomeromycetes; Diversisporales; Acaulosporaceae. The record is from the annotation of a GenBank genome assembly.